AUGAGGGCCUUCACUACCUCCACCUCCUCCACCACCACCACCCCCAAUCCUUUAAUCCCUUCACCACCCACUAUUAGUAGGGGUCCUCCUCCACCGCCUCCUCCUCCACCCCCUCCACCUCUUGCUACCAGUAGAGGUCCUCCAUUGCCAGCUCCACCUCCUGCCACCAAUAGAGGUCCUCCAUUGCCACCUCCACCACCACCACCACCACCACCACCUCCUCCUCUGCCUCCCAUUACAAGUCCUCCACCGCCACCUCCUCCAACUCCCACUACAAGUAGAGGUCCUUCACCGCCGCCACCUCCACCUCCUACUACAAGUAGAGGACUUCCACCACCUCCCCCUUCGAUCUCUUCUUGGGGUCCCCUACCUCCACCACCUCAUUCCCUUUCCUCUGUCUCUACUCGUCCAUUCCCAUUGGCACCUCCACCUCCACCUCCUCCUCCUCCGCCACCCCCACCCCCACUGGCAUCACAAUCUGCUGGUACUGUCGCUAAUAAGACUCCACUUCCUCCAGGACCCCUUCGACAAGGCUCCAACCCCCCACCUCCUCCACCAAAACCAAAGCCUCCUGGUGCCCCCCCUCCACCUCCAAGUCGUGGUUUGGCACCGGGUCCACCUCCACCACCUGGAGUAAAGGGCUCCAGUGCACCACCGCCACCACCUCCAUCUACCGGGAGGGGAAGAGCCUCAUCAGGUUCAACACCUCAUGUAAAAGGUCGAGUGGGUAUAGGUUCUAUUCCUCCUAAGCGGACUUCAUUAAAGCCCUUACAUUGGGUGAAAGUUACACGAGCAAUGCAAGGGAGUUUAUGGGCCGACUCUCAGAAACAGGAAAAUCAGACAAGGGCCCCUGAGAUUGAUAUAUCAGAACUUGAAAGUCUGUUCUCAGCUGCUUCUGCUUUGGAUGGCACUGACAAAGGUGGAGGUCGACGUGGUCCGAAAAUCAAUAAACCAGAGAAAGUACAACUGCUAUUUAUUCCUAUAUGUCCAGCAUUUUAUAAUGUAUCUUUUGAGAAUGUCAAUUUGAAUGCAAUUUUAGAGUCUAGUAGAAUUGCAGCUUUGAUUUUUCUUAUGGAUUUCUUUCCAAUUGCAUCAUUGUGGAAAGGACUCAUAAUAUAUUGUGAGCAGUCUAUGAUGGACAUGAUUGCUUCACUUAAUUUGAUCAUGUCUGAGAAUGUAGCUAAAAUUGCUAGUGCUGCAGCGUCCAUGUCUUUUGCUCUGUCUGAUUUAAAGGCAUUUAAUCUCAACUUUGAUAAGCAUAAUGCUGUUCUGGCUUUGGAUUCUUCAGCCCUGGACAUUGAUCAAGUAGAAAAUCUCAUUAAAUUUUGCCCUACAAAAGAAGAAAUGACAAUGCUGAAGAACUACAAUGGGACCAACGAUAUGCUUGGAAAGUGUGAACAGUUUUUCCUGGAGUUGAUGAAUGUCCCACGAGUGGAGUCCAAAUUGCGAGUAUUUGCGUUCAGAAUUACUUUUUCCAGUCAGGCCUUGAAGAAUUUCCUUGAUACUGCUGAAGCUAAAGUAAGGUCAAUUAUCUCCUUGUUCUCUGAAGUGGGAAGAAGUGCAGAUUCAUUGUCUCAGUAUUUUGGGGAGGAUCCAGCUAGGUGCCCUUUUGAACAAGUUACACAAAUCUUGGCUGUCUUUGUUAAGAUGUUCAAUAAAGCACGUGACGAGAAUGAGCAACAGGCAGAUGCUGAAAAGAAGAAAUUAGAAAAGGAAGCCAUGAAAGAGCUGGCAGCAGCCCAAUCUGCGAAUGAUCGCUCAAAACCUAAUUUCCGAAUUCAGAAACAUGCUCCUUGA
This is a messenger RNA of Camellia sinensis, 1797 nucleotides long. NCBI's taxonomy places the organism in Eukaryota, Viridiplantae, Streptophyta, Magnoliopsida, Ericales, Theaceae. The record is from RefSeq and is a predicted model, not a curated record.